AUCUAUGAUUUCGAUUAAGCAUGCGCGUAUAUAUAAUAUGAACAGCAUCUUUUUGUGUUGAUCACAUUGGUUAAUGAUCAUGGAUCUUAAAUUAUUUAAUGCUAAAUAAUAUGUAUAUUUGUGUAUAAUUAUAAUUUAAUAUAUAAUAAUUUUCACUGAAAUUAAAAAUCCUAUUUUCAAUAAAAAAAUAAAUGAGUUAGUAAAUUAAAUUUUAUAAUACAAUUUCAAAUGUUUUUUUUAUACAAUUUCUCAAUUGUAUUAAUUUAUGUAAAAGGAUUAUAAAAUAUUUUAAUAUUAAAAUAUAUGUAAUAUUAUUACAUAUAUUCAAUAUAUGUAAUAUUUUUAAAACGAUUAAAAUCAAAAUUUUAAUUAAUAAUAAGAUAUAAUUUAAUUGAAAAUGAAAUAAUAUAUAAAAUAAUAACAAUGAACAAUCAAUGGAAAAAAUAUCUAUUUUGGUUUGCUCAAGAACAUAUUGAUUUUCGUAAAGCUGAAAUGGAAUCUAUUCUUAAUAUGUUUGGCAUGAAUAUGUAUAUCUAUCCUAAAUUGAAAGAACAUCCAUAUUGGAUAAUUAAUUUACCUUCAGAAAAUAUAGCAAACAAAAUUUCAAGCAGAGCAGUCUCUGUACGAUUUUGCAUGGAAUUAUGGGCUAAUAGUAAAACAAUUGAAGAUUUGCAUAGUAAGUUAAAAAAUUAUCCAAUAUCAGAAAUUAAUAAAUAUGCUGGACCACAUAAAUCUUUUAAAAUAAUAGUUGAAACAUUUUGCAAACAUUUUUCACAAAGUGAAAAAGUAAAAAAAAUUGAUUCUUUCAGUUAUUUACCAUUAGAGGGACCAGUAAGAUUAAAUAAUCCAGACACAACAUUAUGUUAUAUAGAAUUUUAUGGAUUAGAUCCUAAUAACAUUCCUGAAAAACCUUAUGAAUUAUUCUUUGGUAGAUGGAUUACAAGUGGACAAAGAAAUUUAAUUCGAAAAUUAUCUCUGAAAACAAGAAAAUUUAUUGGUAAUACAUCUAUGGAUCCUCAAUUAUCAUUAAUAAUGGCUAAUCAAGCUCAAGUUCAAAAAGGAGAUAUUGUUCUUGAUCCAUUUGUUGGUACUGGAUCUUUAUUAGUUGCUGCUUCACAUUUUGGGGGAUAUACUUUAGGAACAGAUAUAGAUUUUUUAAUGCUCCACGGUCGUACAAGGCCUAGUAGGAUAUCACAAAAAAUUCGAGGAAAAGAUGAAAAUAUUGCCACAAAUAUGAGUCAAUAUGGAAAAAGAUCAUAUUAUAUUGAUGUAGUUGUAUCAGAUUUUUCUUAUCCUUUAUGGCGUUCCGAUAUGUGUAUAGAUGCUAUAAUUACUGAUCCACCUUAUGGUAUAAGAGAAGCAACAGAAAGAAUAGGUACAACUAAAUUAAACCCAAUAAUAGAAGAACAUCAAGCUUCAUCUCAUAUACCAUCAAAAAUUGGUUAUGAUUUACCUCAAAUGUACAAAGAUUUAUUAACUUUUGCAGCUAAACAUCUUAAGUUAAAUGGUAGAUUAGUAUGUUGGUUUCCUUUAUUUAGAGAUCAAUAUUCAGAAGAUCAAUUACCAACACAUCCAUGUUUGGAAUUAAUAGCUAAUUCAGAACAAAUACUUAGUAAUUAUACUAGUCGCAGAUUAUUAACUUAUAAGAAAGUAAAAGAUCCAAAGGAAUCAGAUGAAAUAAUUUCUACUAAUUUAAUCGAUUUCCGAGAAAAAUAUUUUGCACUACGAAAUGAAAGUAGAAGAGAAAAACGAAUGAAGAAAGCUGUAGAAAAAGCAAAGAAACGAGAAAUUUGGGAACAGAAUAAUAAAGAAAAUCCAAAAAGAUGAUUAUAAUUAUUUUACGUGAACAAAUAUUUAUUUUCUUUUAAAUUCGUGAUUUAAAAUAUAAUUUUUUUAAAAUUAUUAUUUUUUCCACAAUUAUAUGUGCAAUUCAAAAUAUGAAACAUAACAUUCAGAAAUUUAUUACAGAUUUGAUGACAAAACAGACUUAAAAGUGCUAAUAAUACAAUUUUUAAUAUCUUUAAAUGAAAAUAUAUUGGAAAAGUGAUAAAUUUUUUUCAUUAAUUUAUGAUAAAAAUGUUUAAAAAUUAUUUUCUUAACUAAGUAUUUCAUUAUUUUGCAUAAUAACAUCUUAAUAUCCAAUUUAUUUGAUUCACUAAAGGAUUCAUUUAUCAAAGAAAAUUUAUAUCGAGCAAUAAAUAUAUAUAUAUGUGUAUAUAUAUAUAAAUUGAAGUAUAAGGAGUUACAUAUACAUUUACAUAUGUUACAGUACUUAUAAACAUGUACAUAUAUAUAAAUUUAUAUACCUAAAUUUCAAGUUGUAGUUGUCCUAAUAAUCCUUCUAAUGUUUUAAUAUUUUCAUCUGUAACUUUUGAUUGAUAUUGCUUUUCAAUUUGAUUAGCUGCCCAUUCACUUAAUUUUAUUGCAUCUUUUUUUUUAGAAGAAGGACAUUUGGGUGAUGUAGCAAUAUUAUUUGAUGCCUAUAAAUUCAAAAAUAAUGGAUAAAAAAUUUAAUACUAUAAUAUAUUUUUAGUGAAAUGUUUCUUCUUACCAACAAUAAACCAUAUAAAGCUCUAA
Apis cerana (Asiatic honeybee) is the source of this 2577-nucleotide messenger RNA. Its product is annotated as tRNA (guanine(10)-N2)-methyltransferase homolog. The record is from RefSeq and is a predicted model, not a curated record. Lineage: Eukaryota; Metazoa; Arthropoda; Insecta; Hymenoptera; Apidae. Gene Ontology annotation, biological process: methylation. Gene Ontology annotation, molecular function: tRNA (guanine(10)-N2)-methyltransferase activity; nucleic acid binding. Gene Ontology annotation, cellular component: cytoplasm.